Anguilla anguilla (European eel) is the source of this 3071-nucleotide messenger RNA. Its product is annotated as leucine-rich repeat-containing protein 15. Bases 81 to 2105 code for a protein of 674 amino acids. Lineage: Eukaryota; Metazoa; Chordata; Actinopteri; Anguilliformes; Anguillidae. Gene Ontology annotation, molecular function: protein binding. The record is from RefSeq and is a predicted model, not a curated record. The transcript is spliced from 2 exons.
GGAGGAAUACCCUUAUUAUAAAAGGCAGACUUUCCCUUCCAUUGCACAGAAAGUAGUUUUGCUCCCAAUUCAAAGGAGCCAUGCGGUUUUUCGUCCUGGUCCUUUUUCUCGGCGAGCUGCUCAGCAGCGCCACCUGCUGUCCCGCCGGCUGCGACUGCGGCAACGAGGAAGUGGUCGAGUGCGGAGCGGACGUCACGGAUGUGCCCUCUCCGGUGUCCCCCAGGACGAUCCUGCUGCGGUUGGCCGGCACUCGGAUAGCCGAACUGGGCGAGGGAAGCUUCCGCGACAUGCCCGCCCUGCUCGGGAUCGACCUCAGUCACAGUCGGGUGAGAACCGUCCACCCGGCGGCGUUCGGACCGGUGCCCCGGCUCCGCUCCCUGAAGCUGUCGUCCAACAGGCUGUCGCGCCUUCCCGCGCGGGCGUUCGCAAACCUGACCGGUCUCCGCCAGCUGUUUCUCAGUGGCAACGAGCUGGAGGCGAUCCCGCCGGGCCUGUUCGACGCGCUCGCGGCACUGACCGUGCUGGACCUCAGCAGCAACCGCCUGGCUCACCUCGACGAAAACGUCUUCCGGAACCUCGGAAACCUCAUCCAGCUGGACCUGGGGAGGAACUCUCUGAGACAACUCCCCGCGUCUGUGUUCAGCCGCUUGGCUAAAUUGACUCACCUCAGGCUCUACUACAACCAGCUGGAGUCUGUCCGUCCUGGAACCUUCGACAACAUCAAAGACAUUCUUGAACUGGACCUCUUCAACAACCAAAUCAGUCGACUCUCUCCUCGCCUGUUCUGGAACAUGCCCAACCUAGUGAAGCUUACUCUGUCCCGGAACAGACUCCAGACUAUCCCAGCCCAGAGUUUUUACUACCUUCCAAAUAUAACCUUCCUCAGCUUCUACAAAAACCCUCUCACCUUCCUACCCGACCAGCUCAUUGGACACAUGCCAAGCCUCAAGAAGUUUUACCUGUAUGAAACGGAGUUAGACACCCUUCCAGAAAAUCUGUUUUGUAACAUGACAACACUGGAAAUGCUCUCGGUCACCUUUAACAGCAGGCUGAGGCAUCUUCCAAAAGACAUCUUCUCUUGUCUCUCCGGCCUCUACAGGCUCAAACUGGAAGCCAACAGCCUAGAAUUUCUCCAUAGGGACCUGUUCUCCGCCCUGAUCAACCUAGAAACCCUGAUUCUCAACUCCAACCAGCUUCGCUCCCUCCCUCCCGAUGUCUUUCGCAAUGUCCCGAAACUCGCCAACCUAAGUCUGGAGCACAACCGUUUGGAAACCCUUCCCGGAGGGGUUCUAUCAACGGCGGUCGGGUUGAGAAUGGUCACUCUCAGAGACAACCCCUGGCAGUGCACCUGCGAUAUCCUGGACUUUGCCCAGUGGGUCGGCCGGAUGCGAACCGUGGUUGAAGAUUACGAGCGUGUGGCGUGCCACGCGCCGCCUCGUCUACGGAACACCUCCCUGGGCUCGUUGUCCGCCGAGUCGGUUCGUUGUUGGGUUACCCCUACAGCUGACUUUACCAGUAAUGUUAGCCAUACUACCAUCACUCUCAAGGCAUUCACCACCGAAGGUGACCCGGUUGCCAAAAUUGGGCCGAUUAACUAUAGUGCUGUCACUCACAAGGCAUCCCCCACAGAGGGUAACCCGAUUGCCGAAAGCGGGCCCUCGGAGGACUCUUCAGGCCCGCCUUCUUGGUACGACCUCACGAAAGGGGCCGCGAGCGCGGCUCGACCGACGGCUCAAACUGCCGCUCGCCAGACUCGAUCUUCGUCCGGCACCGCUGCCUUGCCGCGCACCUCCACCGAAGAUCGCCCCCUAGAGGACGGCCUCGGUAAAGGGUCGCAGGCUUUUUACGAAGUCGUCGUCCUGCAGCCGGAGUACAGCAUUGUGCACAACAAUCGAUUAAACGGCUGGGUCUACCUGUGGACGCUGCCCCCUAGUGGCCCGUACAUCACGUUCCUGGUGGUGUUCCACGUCCUUCUGGUGGCCACGUGCGUGGCACUGAUCGCCGGAAGUCUCUGGGUGCUUUACAGGCUGAACCAAGCCAUGGAGCGAGUCGCUGAAGGGACCGUACGCGAGAAGAAGAACAGGAGCGCAUCCGGAAGAAAGUGAAGAUUCUCAGACUAAAAGUUAAAAAUUGUAGCACAUGCCGCAAAGAAUCAUUUUCUCGCAUUAACGGGAAUUGGUGUUUCUUAAAACCAUGGGUCAGGGGCCCAGAUUGGGUCGUGGGAGUGUGUGGGGUGGACCUUGGAAUGAGUGGGUGGUCCAUUAGGCUGUGCUAGUAUGUGUAUUUGACGUGUCAACGAAAGGUACUACAUUUCUAAAUUUGGGUACUGUUUUUAAAAAAGGAUUUCUAAUUUAGCGAUAUUUAAAAUUGGUUGAAGAACUGGUGACAUGGACCAUACCAUUUGUCUUGCACAACAAAUUUUGUUUGUAUUUGUAAUUCACUUUUGCUUUUCUUGCUGUUCUGGCUUUGCUCAUAAAUUUCCAUUUGCCAUUUACCAUUUACCACAUAUUUGCUUGCGCAUAUUUCAACAUGUUAACAGUUUAAACAGGGGUUUUUUAAAAAUAUAUUUCAUUCUUUGUCGUGAGCCAAAAUGGCCAUUGUCAAUUGCAAUAUUGGUAUCUUUCAUUGAAGCUCUGGACUCAUUUCAUUUUGUUUGUGGAUUUGUGUGUAUGUGUGGCCAUUAUGCUGAAGCCACUACAUUAAAUGAAGGCAAAAAAAACAAGGAAUAAUAUGUAAAUAUGUAACCCUGGAGCGAUGGUUUAAGAAACGUGCGAUGACAUGAGCUGUAUUUACCGUAUGAAAGAAUGCUGGGGUGCUUGUUUAUGUUUUCAUCUUUUAAAAAUAUUUUUUUUUAAAGGAGAGCAGGCAAUCUACCCUACUUAUAUAUUUAUUUACUUUAAUCUGAAGACUUUGUGGUACUGUUUUAUGCUUCCGUUUUCAGCAAAAAUUGAUGUUUCAGAUAUAAUACGUUAAUGCACUUUUUGUUGUUUGUCUAUUUUUCUGCUACCGUGUUUUGGCAACACCUCCCAUUAAUACACUAUUGGAGGAAAUUAAAGAUCUGCUGCAGUAAA